Messenger RNA from Caenorhabditis sp. 36 PRJEB53466, 1033 nucleotides. The record is from the annotation of a GenBank genome assembly. Lineage: Eukaryota; Metazoa; Nematoda; Chromadorea; Rhabditida; Rhabditidae.
AUGAAUGCGGCAAGCAAACGAUAUAACGGGAAAGUGAGGAAGCUAUCUCGAUAUGCGGCACGCGCGCAGCAAGGUGGGCAGGGGCGCAGCCAGGUGAGCAAGCUGCUGCACAGGGAAGCAUGGAUGCAGCAUGGAUGCAGCUACCCAGGAAGGAGCAAGGAGCUCUGUUGGCGCAAUAGAAGCGCCUGGCACCCAAAUUGUUUAUUGCGAUUAGUUUCAUUUUUAUUCCGACGAUUUCUUCAAUUUUCACUCAAUUUCGUCCCGAUGAUCAGACUCUAAAGGAAAAGUGAGUGAGUAAUUCUUAUGAUUUCUGAGAAAUAAAAGUCUUUGCAGUGACAAAAAGUCUCGAGAAUGUAAAACAAAACUCAUGUUCUUCAACUUGGACCACCGCGAACUCGACGUUGAUUAUAGAGCGGAAUUCCGCAGUCUCGGAUUCCUGAACGCGUACAGUGACGAUUUCAACAAGAAGCUACUCUUCAAAAGACUAUCCUCUGCUAGAAAGAGUUAUUUGACGGGAACAUUUCGACUACAGCUGAAAGAGGCCUUGUAGGUAAGUACUUCAGUUUAAUUCUCAUGAAAGGAGUCUUUUCCAGGAUCAUGCCAACUACGUUCCUCCGACCGACGGUUCGGCACUCGGAACUUUCGAAUUGCGCAAGGUAGGUAUGAAUUGAGUAGCACUGUAAUGCGAAUUAAUUUCAAAAAUCUCAAUCUUCUCACUAGUUUCGACAAUGAGGAUCGCGUAGGAAACAAGAAAGUUCCAGAAAUCAAGACUGUUCGUCACAUUCGGAACGACGAAGCGGUGAAGCAUUCGGAUCCGAGGCCGGUGAUCGCCAAGGAUCACAAUGACUUGUACAAGCCAACGACUGGCAAUCGAGGCGGAAAAUCCAGAAAGAAAGAGAAUUUGAAGCCGACGAUUGCUGAGAAUCAGGAAGAGCCCAUCAAGCCACCGACAAUCAAAAGGACGAGAUCUUCGAUGAAAAAAAUGAUAAAUUCCCGGCAUUUUUGUUACUUUUUUCAUUCUCUGAGUAAUUAG